Molecule: messenger RNA, 1766 nt
Organism: Laccaria bicolor S238N-H82
Lineage: Eukaryota; Fungi; Basidiomycota; Agaricomycetes; Agaricales; Hydnangiaceae
Product: phosphoglycerate mutase
Exons: 9
Coding region: 31-1617 (528 amino acids)
Biological process (GO): glucose catabolic process
Cellular component (GO): cytoplasm
Molecular function (GO): manganese ion binding
Source: RefSeq, a predicted model, not a curated record
GUCCUCUGCGACCCCUUCCCGUCAACGACGAUGGCAGUAACAGUGAAGAACAAAGUAUGCCUUAUCGUCCACGAUGGCUGGGGCAUUGCACCAGAGAAGGGCACACCUGGAAACGCGAUAGAGGCCGCUGAUACCACGAAUAUGGAUAGCAUUGCUGAGAAACAUUCAUAUCGCACACUCAAAGCUCAUGGAACAGCUGUGGGUUUGAGUGAGGGUUUGAUGGGCAAUUCCGAGGUCGGACAUUUAAACAUCGGCGCAGGCCGCAUCGUAUGGCAAGAUAUUGUCCGCAUUGACGUUUCCAUCAAGAAACGGCAAUUCCACAAGAAUCCUCAAAUCCUGGAUAGCUGCAAGCGCGCUGUGGAGGGAACUGGUAGGCUCCACCUCCUUGGCCUGGUAUCGGACGGUGGGGUUCACUCCCAUAUAAACCACCUUUUUGCCCUCCUGGAAACCGCUAAAGAGCAGGGCGUCCCGCAUACCUAUGUUCAUUUCCUCGCCGAUGGUCGCGACACCGCACCUCGUUCCUCAAACAAGUACGCACAGCAGUUACUUGACUUUACGAAGAAGGAAAACUACGGUGAAUUGGCGACCGUUGUAGGUCGGUAUUAUGCCAUGGAUCGUGAUAAGCGAUGGGAAAGGGUCAAGGUUGCUAUUGAUGGACUCGUGGGUGGCGUUGGCGAAAAAGUGGAAGAAGAUGUCAUCAAGACAAUCGAGGCAAACUAUGCGAAAGAUGUAACGGACGAGUUUUUGAAGCCCAUCAUUGUCAAUGGAGAUGAGGGAAGAAUCAAAGAUGGUGAUACCCUGUUCUUCUUUAACUAUCGUUCGGAUAGGAUGAGAGAAAUCGUCUCGGUAUUCGGACUCCCCAAUAAACCAAUGGAGGUCGACAUUCCCAAGGACUUGGGAAUUACCACAAUGUCGACCUACAACUCCGAGUUCCCCUUCCCCGUAGCCUUUCCUCCUCAGCCGAUGACCAACGUCCUCGCGGAGUGGCUUGCAAAAGAGGGGAUAAAGCAAGCUCACAUUGCUGAAACUGAGAAAUACGCGCACGUCACUUUUUUCUUCAACGGCGGAGUGGAGAAGCAGUUCGCUCACGAGGAACGGCACAUGAUUCCUUCCCCCAAGGUGGCCACGUACGAUAAGGAACCCAAGAUGAGCGUGCACAGUGUGGCUGAGAAAGUUGCCGAGGUCUUGAAGAAAGGCGAAGACCAAUUCGUAAUGUGCAACUUUGCACCUCCGGACAUGGUGGGGCACACGGGAGUGUACGAUGCCGCUGUAGUCGCCGUCACCGAAACGGACAAAGCAGUAGGAACGGUUUACAAAGCUGCAGAAGAGGCUGGGUACAUCCUGCUCAUCACUGCCGACCAUGGCAAUGCGGAGAAGAUGAAGGAUCCUGUGACAGGCAACCCACAUACCGCCCACACUACGAACCCUGUCCCUUUUAUUAUGACGGGAAAUCCUGAUAUCUUGAAAUUUGCUGAGGAGAAAGCGGAGACGGAAAAGAAGGAGGAGGACGAAGAGGAGGGAGGUGCUCUUUGCGAUGUUGCCCCGACUAUAUUGGCUAUUAUGGGAUUGGAGCAGCCUAAAGAAAUGACCGGACGCUCUUUGCUUGCUAAAGAAUAGAGAAUCAGACAGUCGAACGUUGAGGACUCCUAGAAGAAUCAGAAAAAAUAACACUGUACACCAUUUUUAGAUUUGGAACUUGCGGGCAUUGGAAUGGCGGAUGUAAUAGUUGACCAUGAAGCUUUGCACACAAAAUCUCUUUUUGGCUC